AUGCACAUAAAGAGAAUUAUAAUUCAAGGCUUCAAGACGUAUAAAAAUACAACGGUAAUUGAUCUUGUAUCACCACAGCAUAACGUUGUGGUUGGACGAAAUGGGUCAGGGAAAUCUAAUUUCUUUGCUGCAAUUAGGUUUGUAUUAUCAGAUGCAUACACACAUAUGACUCGUGAAGAAAGACAGGGGCUUAUCCAUGAAGGUUCAGGAACUGUAAUGUCAGCAUAUGUUGAAAUUGUAUUCGACAACACAGAUCGUAGAUUCCCUAUUGCCAAAGAUGAGGUUUCUAUUAGAAGAACAAUAGGGUUGAAAAAGGAUGAUUAUUCGUUAGAUAAUAAAUCGGCAACAAGAUCAGAUAUAAUGAAUUUGUUGGAGAGUGCUGGAUUUUCCAGAUCAAACCCGUAUUACAUUGUGCCUCAAGGCCGUAUCACCGCAUUAACGAAUUCAAAGGAUUCUGAAAGACUAGCAUUACUAAAAGAGGUCAGUGGUGCUAAGGUAUUUGAAACCAAAUUGAAGGAGUCGAUGAAAGAAAUGAAUAAUUCCAAUUAUAAAAAGCAGAGAAUAGAUGAAACUUUACAUUCAGUCGACGAGAGAAUAUCAGAUUUACAAAUUGAAUCGAAAGAUUUGAAAGAAUUCCAAGGAUUGGAGAAAUCGAAAAAAAUAUUUGAAUUCAACUUGUUUGACAGAGAAUUGAAUGACUUAAAUACUCAAGUAGAAUCUAUUGAUGAGACGUAUAGUAAUUUGCUAUCUGAAUCCCAGCAAGAUCUAGAGGAAUUAGAUAAGCGGGAAAAGAUAUGUCAGCAACUUACCGAUUCUAUUAGUCAGUUGAAAAUUUCCUUGAAAGUUACUGGAUUGGACAAAGAUCAAACAGACUCAGAUUACAAUCACUUAUUGAAAGUUAUAGCGGAUAAAAAGGUUAAACUUGAUGAAUUACACUCGACUAUUAAUAUCCAAAAAGAAGAACAAACGAAUUAUCAUGAUUCAAUACAACACUACCAAAAUUUAAUCAAACAUCAUGAAGAUAAAAUUUCUCAUUUCACACCAAACUUACAGAAAUACCAGAAGAAGGAAUCGAAAAUCAAGAACAAGUUAUUUAAUUUGAUUACAAAACAGAGGGCGUUGUAUUCGAAGCAAAAUCGAUUUCUUAAAUUCACGUCCAAGGAAGAAAGAGAUAGGUGGUUAAAGGAACAGAUAUCAGAGACGUCCAAAGAGUUGGAAAUAAAAGAUGACAUAAUGAAUAAGUUGGAUUUCCAAGCUAAUUCUGAAAGAGAAGAAAUAUUUGAAUAUAACAAACGCAUUGAAGAGAUUAAUGAAUUUCUUAGCGAUGAUAAACAAGGCCAAAUUAUUGAAGAAUUGCAAGAGUCAAUGAACGACUUAAAGAUUAAGAUAACUGAAUUAACAGAUCAAAGAAAGUCGUUCUGGCGUGAUGAAAUAAGAUUGAAAAGUAUUCAAGACUCGCUCAAUCAUGAUUUGGAUAAUGCGAAUUACUUGGUUAACCAGACAAUGGAUAGAGCACAAUCACAAGGUCUCAGUUCUGUUAAUUCAAUCGUAAAAAAAUUGCAUUUAGAGGAUUCGGUUUAUGGACCAUUAGCAGACUUAUUUAGUGUUAGUGAUAAAUACAAAACUGCGGUGGAAGUUAUUGCAGGAAAUGCUUUAUUCCAUGUUGUUGUUGAUAACGAUAAAACGGCAUCCUUGAUCAUGGAUGAAUUGAAUAGGUCCAAAGCAGGUAGGGUUACAUUUAUGCCAUUGAAUAGGUUAAGCCCUAUAAAUAUUGAAUACCCAGAUGGGUCAGAACAUCAAUGUAUACCUCUAAUCAAGAAACUAAAAUUUAAUGAUGAGAAAGUUGGACGAGCUAUCAGACAGGUAUUUGCUAAAACAAUUGUAUGUAAUGACUUACAAAAAGGAUCAGAAUUGGCAAGAGCUUUCAAAGUGAAUGCAAUUACGUUGGAUGGUGACAGGGCGGAAACGAAGGGUGUAUUAAGUGGUGGUUACAGAGAUUAUAAAAAUUCACGUCUUGAUGCUUUAAAAACACAAGCCAAAAAGAGAAACGAGAUUUAUAAGACUGAACAAGAUUUGAAGAAAUGCGUUCAAGAUAUUGAAAACGUCAAUAGAGAACUCACGUCAUACAACAAUGAAUUGCAAUAUAAGGCUCGCGAGUUAGAUAAGAAAUUAUCUACGAAAGAACCUUUGAAAACAGAAUUGGCUCAAUUACAAAAUAAGAAGUAUAAUGCUGACCAAGAAUUAAACUCAUUGAUUACGAAUAUAGAAGCAGUCCGUACAAUCAGAGGUAAUUUGUCUACGAUUUUAAAUCAGCAUCACGAAGAACUAAAAUCAGAUUUCACUCAAUCUUUAUCUAGCAAUGAAACAAAUGAAUUGCAGAGUCUCAGUGCAAAGAUAUCCGAAUGCGAGAAUAAGUUGGAUAGAACUGUUACAAAAUUGUCUGACAUAGAAGCUAAGAUCUCUAAAUUCGGAUCAGAAUUAACAGAUAACUACAAACCGCAUCUUUUAAAAUUGAUUAAAGAUCGUGAAGCUCCUAAUUCUAAAUUAAUCAAAAACCAAGUCCACGAAUUAGAAAAGGAAUUGGAAUAUUUGACUAUUCAAUUAGAUACGGCAGAAUCCAAGAACCAAUCGGCAACAGAUGAAUUCAAUAAUGUCAGUGAUGAAAUAACGAAAAGUGAUUCGUUAUUGAAGAAGGCAAACGAUCAACAAAUCUUAAUAAUGAAAAAAUUGGAAAAAUUUUCUAAAACAACAGAGAAGAAUUUAUCGAAGAAAGCUAUUUUAGUUGCACGUCGUGAUGAAAUUCAAAGAAAAAUCCUGGAGUUGGGUGUUCUUCCGGAAGAAGCAUUCCAGCAGUCUAUCUAUGAUAAAUUCAAUUCUGAUCAGUUAUUGAAAAAAUUGACUAAUGUGAACGAUAACCUUUCCAAAUAUUCCCAUAUUAAUAAAAAGGCAAUGGAACAAUAUCACACAUUCACCAAACAACGUGAUGAAUUGAUGGAAAGAAGAAAAGAAUUAGAGAAAUCACGGGAAUCUAUAGAAAACUUGAUUACUAGUUUGGAGACUCAAAAGGAUGAAGCUAUUACUCAAAGUUUCAAACAAGUUGCAAAAAGCUUUCAUGAAAUCUUUGAGAAAUUAGUUCCAGCUGGAGUCGGUAACUUGAUUAUGCAGAAGAAAGAUCAAAGCUUGAAUAGAAAUGAUGAAGAAGAUGAAGACGAAAUUAUGAGAAGUUCCGACGAACACAGUAUAGAUGAAGCGCAGAAUAUUGAUAACUAUGUUGGUGUUUCUAUUUCCGCCUCAUUUAACUCCAAGAAUGAUGAGCAACAAAGAAUUGAGCAGUUCUCUGGUGGUCAAAAAUCGCUAUGCGCUAUAGCGCUUAUUUUAGCCAUUCAAAAAUGUGAUCCCGCUCCAUUCUAUUUAUUUGAUGAAAUUGAUGCAAAUUUGGAUACGCAAUAUAGAACUGCAGUUGCAGCUAUGAUCAACUCUUUAUCUAACAAGGCACAAUUCAUUUGUACUACAUUCAGGCCAGAAAUGUUACAGGUGGCCGAUAAAUUCUACGGUGUAAUGUUUAGCAACAAAGUUAGUACCGUUUCUGAGAUAAAUAGAGAGGAGGCUAUGUCGUUUGUUGAAGGCCAGCAACAGCACUAA
Messenger RNA from Debaryomyces hansenii CBS767, 3642 nucleotides. RefSeq names its product cohesin subunit (gene SMC3). Bases 1 to 3642 code for a protein of 1213 amino acids. Gene Ontology annotation, cellular component: chromosome. Lineage: Eukaryota; Fungi; Ascomycota; Pichiomycetes; Serinales; Debaryomycetaceae. Gene Ontology annotation, biological process: mitotic sister chromatid cohesion. The record is from RefSeq and is a predicted model, not a curated record. The transcript has a single exon. Gene Ontology annotation, molecular function: ATP hydrolysis activity; protein binding; cohesin loader activity.